GACACACAAAGACAUUUUCAUACACACAGAGAAUCAGUUUUCAGAUGUUACUUCACAUUUGAGUCGUGAGACAUGUAAGAGUAGCAUUCUGCCAUGGCUUGGUUUGAUGUAGCAGCUAAAAAACUGGGAUUUCCUAGCAUCGAGCUGUUUGUGAAGGCGGGCACUGAUGGGGAAAGCAUUGGGAACUGUCCGUUCUCUCAGAGACUCUUCAUGAUCCUGUGGCUGAAAGGAGUGAUUUUCAAUGUUACCACUGUAGACCUGAAGAGAAAGCCGGCAGAUUUGCAGGAUCUCGCUCCGGGAACAAACCCGCCGUUCAUGACCUUCAACGGGGAGGUUCUGGUGGACGUCAACAAGAUCGAGGAGUUUCUGGAGGAGCGACUGGGCCCACCACAAUAUCCAAAGUUGGCCACCAAGCAUCCAGAAUCAAACACCGCAGGAAUAGAUGUAUUUGCCAAGUUUUCUGCCUACAUCAAGAACCCCCGUAAAGAAGCGAAUGAGGGUCUGGAGAAAGCUCUGCUGAAGUCUCUGAAGAGGCUGGAUGAGUAUCUGCAGACGCCGCUGCCUGAAGAAAUCGACGCCGACAGUCUGGAAGAUCCUGGAGCUUCAACACGCAGCUUUCUGGACGGAGACGAGCUCACGCUGGCCGACUGCAACCUGCUGCCAAAACUGCACAUCAUCAAGAUUGUGGCCAGGAAGUACCGAGGAUUGGAGAUUCCUGCAGAGAUGAUCGGGGUUUGGAGAUAUCUGAAUAAAGCCUAUCAGAGAGAGGAGUUCAUCAACACCUGCCCUGCUGACCGAGAGAUCCAGUUCGCUUACCUGGACGUCGCCAAGAAGAUCAAAUAGACCAGGAUGACCAGGAUAGAUCACAGUCUACAUCAGAGUGUGUGUGUGUGUGUGUGUGAGAGAGAGAGAGAGAGAGAGAGAGAGAGAGAGAAAGAGACAGUUUAUAACAUUGUGUAUGUAUGUGAAUGUGUGUCCGUAAGUGUGUGUAUGUGUGUGUGUGCUAGUGUGUGCAUGUGUAAGUUUACAGUGUAUCUGUCCUUUGUGUGUGUGUUUUGUGUGUAAAUGUGUGUAUGUAAGGUGUGUGAAGGUGUACAGUAAGUUUGUGUGUGUGUGUGUGUGUGUGUGUGUGUGUGUGUGUGUGUGUGUGUGUGUGUGUGUGUGUGUGUGCGCGUGUGUGUGUGUGCGUGUGUGUGUGU
This is a messenger RNA of Danio aesculapii, 1199 nucleotides long. RefSeq names its product chloride intracellular channel protein 4. NCBI's taxonomy places the organism in Eukaryota, Metazoa, Chordata, Actinopteri, Cypriniformes, Danionidae. The record is from RefSeq and is a predicted model, not a curated record. The coding region runs from base 94 to 843 and encodes 249 amino acids. The transcript has 6 exons.